AUGAAAAUAUCAACAAUCAGUUAUCAGCCAGAGACGGAUUUUAUAUACAAAAUUCCUAAAACGGAGGAAAAAAGACCACAAUUGCCUGUCUUUUGCGAAGUUGAAGAUGAGUAUGUCAAACCAGAAGACAUUCCCUUAAACAGAAGAAAUUUCGUUUAUACUCCAUGUUCUGGUAAUCCUCUUUUUGAAGAGCUUAAAUUUUCCACUACAGAGUAUGAUUUUAAUGGGGCUGGGUUUAGUUUGAUGGACAGAUCUGAUGAUCUUUUACUCUGCCAGGGCUCAAAUCGAACAAUUUGCGUUCCGGCUUCUUCUGGUUGGAGAAGCGGUAGAUGCGAAGCUGCCAUCAAAGAGGGUGCUUGUUAUUGGGAAGUUGAGAUAUGUAACGGUGGAUCACCUGCCAUUGAGGAGCCAACGUCGAUAAAAUCGCUGAAAGAAAAACUCAAUUCCACUCCACAUGUUCGUUUAGGUAUUUCAAGGCGCGAGGCAUCCCUGGAAGCCCCUGUGGGCUUUGACAGUUACAGUUAUGGUCUUCGAGACAAUUGUUUGGAAUCGGUACAUCAGGGAAAGCUCAGUCAGGUAUUACCGGUCCAGCAUUUGAAAGCUGGUGAUGUGGUUGGGCUUCUUCUUGUUUUACCCAGUGUUGAGGAACAAGCUUCGCAGUCUCGAGAAUACGUACAGAUCAAGAUAGAUGCUUUGGCAGAGGCUAGUCAUCGAGACCUUUCGCAGGCUAGUUCCGUGGAAAAUCCAAUAAAGCGCAAGACCAGAAUCAUGAAUCGCGAGUUUCAAAAAGCGCUACUUUUGGAGCAUGACACGCAAAAUGUGGUACGGGACCAGAUUGCCAUUCGUUAUAAAAAUCAGCUUUUUUUUGAAACUACAGACUACAUCAAGACCACUAAGCCCGAAUACUACACAUCCGACAAACGAGAAAGAGAAGAGUUCCACACAUUAAAUAACUCUUUCUUGAAAGUUUUCGUCAAUGGUCAAGAAGUCGGGAAGGCCUUUGAAAAUCUGAGACCCUUCCUGCCGCCCUUCAGUGAACUCAAAUACAACGAGAAGUUCUACUUUAAUUACUGGAGAAAUGGUACUGCUACAACAGAAACGCGGUCAGAAGCAAAAUCUGAGAAUUUGAACGAGCACAAGGAUUCCAGUCCUGGACUGGUAUCGAAUAAUGUGAUCCUGAGGAACAAAUACGUAAAUAACAGCAAACUGGGUUACUAUCCUACAGUAAGUUGUUUUAAUGGAGGAAAAGCCAAGAUUGCCACUUCCCAAGAAGAAAUGAGAUAUUUUGACGCAGUACAAAGGACCAUGGCUAAUGUAAUGACACCUGAGGAUCUAUUUGAACACCAAGUCGCCGACGACGUGGUGUGGGAUGUAAUAGAUGAGGUUGAAGCCGAGUUUCUGGCCGAUUGA
Messenger RNA from Lachancea mirantina, 1410 nucleotides. The record is from the annotation of a GenBank genome assembly. Lineage: Eukaryota; Fungi; Ascomycota; Saccharomycetes; Saccharomycetales; Saccharomycetaceae.